CUUCCCCGAACUCCGAGCGAGCCGGCGGCCGGACUCCGCCUCGGCCGGGCCCCCACCCUCCUGGAGGGGGUCCGCGGACGGGGAGGCCCAUUUUCUAGGUGAGCCCGCUGAGGCUCGCGGGGGCCGCGCCGACUCGGUCGUGCGCCCUCGGCCCUUUCAGGUCGGCUCCCCCACCUGCCCGGGGCCGGCCCGACUCUCGGCUCACCGCCCGUGUCUCCCCCAGCGCACCCCCGGACGCUAUGGCCCACCCCUCCGGCUGGCCCCGCGUGUAGGAUGGUAGCACACAACCAGGUGGCAGCCGACAAUGCAAUCUCCACGGCAGCAGAGUCCCGACGGCGGCCAGAACCUUCCUCGUCUUCGUCCUCGUCCCCGGCGGCCCCCGCGCCCCCGCGCGCCCCGCGGCCCUGCCCGGCGGCCCCGGCCCCGGCACCCGGCGACACGCACUUCCGCACGUUCCGCUCGCACGCCGAGUACCGGCGCAUCACCCGGGCCAGCGCGCUCCUCGACGCCUGCGGCUUCUACUGGGGGCCCCUGAGCGUGCACGGGGCGCACGAGCGGCUGCGCGCCGAGCCGGUGGGCACCUUCCUGGUGCGCGACAGCCGCCAGCGGAACUGCUUCUUCGCGCUCAGCGUGAAGAUGGCCUCGGGCCCCACGAGCAUCCGCGUGCACUUCCAGGCCGGCCGCUUCCACCUGGACGGCAGCCGCGAGAGCUUCGACUGCCUCUUCGAGCUGCUGGAGCACUACGUGGCGGCGCCGCGCCGCAUGCUCGGGGCCCCGCUGCGCCAGCGCCGCGUGCGGCCGCUGCAGGAGCUGUGUCGCCAGCGCAUCGUGGCCACCGUGGGCCGCGAGAACCUGGCGCGCAUCCCCCUCAACCCCGUCCUCCGCGACUACUUAAGCUCCUUCCCCUUCCAAAUCUGACCGGCCGCGCACGCAGCAUUAACUCGGGCUCGUUUUCAUGUUCUAUUAUUAAUUAUUAUUUCCCUGGAACCACGUGGGUGCCCUCCCCACCUGGGUUGGAGGGAGCGGGGCGUGGGGGCGAGGCGCCUCCCCCUCUCCGCUGGAGACGAGGCCGCAGACCCCCUCCUCAUCUCUUGGGGGGGUGCCCCCCCCUCCUGGUGCUCCCUCUGGGUCCCCCUGGUCGUUGUAGCAGCUUAACUUAACUGUAUCUGGGGCCAGGACCUGAAUUUGUACCUCCUACCUCUUCAUGUUUACAUAUACCCAGUAUUUUUGCACAAACCAGGGGUUGGGGGAGGGUCUCUGGCUUUAUUUUUCUGCUGUGCAGAAUCCUAUUUUAUAUUUUUUACAACCAGUUUAGGUAAUAAACUUUGUUAUGAAAGUUUUUUUUUUUUUU
Ailuropoda melanoleuca (giant panda) is the source of this 1351-nucleotide messenger RNA. RefSeq names its product suppressor of cytokine signaling 1 (gene SOCS1). Gene Ontology annotation, molecular function: 1-phosphatidylinositol-3-kinase regulator activity. Lineage: Eukaryota; Metazoa; Chordata; Mammalia; Carnivora; Ursidae. Gene Ontology annotation, biological process: phosphatidylinositol phosphate biosynthetic process; intracellular signal transduction. The record is from RefSeq and is a predicted model, not a curated record. Gene Ontology annotation, cellular component: phosphatidylinositol 3-kinase complex.